AUGUCGGCGGAAGUGGCACCCAAGAAACGAGGCAGGCCCAAGAAGGUCGCGCCUGCCGUUCCACAACAGGGCAAGAACAAGAAUUCCCUUGUUGAGGAAGCGACACCCGUUGCUCCUUCCUCCUCAAAGUCGAAAUCUCGCACUGUUACCGCCAAGGCUGCGAUUGGGGGAAAGAAGGCUUCAUCUUCGUCGUCAACUUCAGCUUCAGCUUCGAAAACUCCCACUGGUGUUGGUGAUGAUGCACCAACGGUCGACUCAGUUGCUGAGGUCAAACCAAGUGUAGCACCCAAGAAGAAGACCAGCAAAGCCACUGCACAGCCUGUGGAUGCUGAUGCCAGUGAAAAGCUGGCUAAUGUGGAAGUCCCAUUGCAGGAAAAUUUGUCUCGCGAUCAGACGCCCACCCACCCAGUCUCUGAGAUCCUAAAACGGGCAGAUGCAUUUGUCAGGGAUUCAAAGGUGUUGAAUCAAGACUUUUCUGAUUUGGUGCAGAGUCGAGAAAAUGAACAUGCUCGACUGCAAAAGCAAGCCGAUCUCCAGAACGAGAUCUCGCAGCAAGAAAACCAUACCGACGGCAUCUUUCCUUCAUCCGCAUCCUCAACUCCAGCACAAGUCCCAGGAUCAGUCCUGCCACAAUCAACAUCACCGCCCGAGCCAAAGCUAAACUCGCCAUCAUACCCUGCCCAUACACAGCCUAGCAAUCCCAUGUCUUUUUACCAACCACCGAUCGACUUAACAUACCGCCCAAAGUAUGCCCUGCCAUACAGCACAACAACAGCAUUAAAAGCCCGCACUGCCUCUCAAUCUCAACGCCCAAACCUCCGUGCAGCGCCACCCCCACCCCAGUCCCAGCCUGCCAACUCUGGCGAAAGAUUGCCUCCCAAACCCUCGGAGAUGAGUGCGUCGCAAUUAGAGCGCGAUUCGAGGUACCGUUCCCAGGCUCGUAGCCUCAAGUCAAAAUACCUAACAGUCGUGCUCGCAUUGCCCAUCAUGAUUGCGAGUUCUUGGUUUCUGCUGAAGAAGGUUCACGAAGAAAGAGAGUAUCGGGCUGGACGGCUCCCGGGCAGCGGAAAUGACGUGUCGACAGGAGUGGUCCAACUGAGAGAGGGGACCCAAGUCAAACAAUUAGAGCAGGAUCUGGCCAGGACGGUUGGUCCACUUGACGAGAAGACUAAAGCGCUGGAAGGGAGAGCUGCAGUGGUAAAGGACGAGGCUAUUGGGGCUUCAGAGAGACAACAGAGCCCAGCUCCAGUGUCCGUGUCGGCACUUUCACCGGCACCAGUACAGAGCGAGAAGAAAAGACUCCUCGAAGAGUGAUGGCAAGUUUGAUUGUCAGAGAAUCUCAAGUGCAUAUAGUGCAUGCACGUAUGUAUGUUGGACAUGACUUAUGCAUGGACAUGGUCAAAAGACAUGAAAAAAAAACAUCCCAACUCAUCUAAUCACGAUGGCAAUUGCAAAU
This is a messenger RNA of Exophiala mesophila, 1456 nucleotides long. RefSeq lists its product as uncharacterized. The record is from RefSeq and is a predicted model, not a curated record. The transcript has a single exon. Bases 1 to 1314 code for a protein of 437 amino acids. NCBI's taxonomy places the organism in Eukaryota, Fungi, Ascomycota, Eurotiomycetes, Chaetothyriales, Herpotrichiellaceae.